Messenger RNA from Postia placenta MAD-698-R-SB12, 1308 nucleotides. RefSeq lists its product as hypothetical. The transcript is spliced from 5 exons. Gene Ontology annotation, molecular function: ubiquitin protein ligase activity; zinc ion binding. Gene Ontology annotation, cellular component: cytoplasm. The record is from RefSeq and is a predicted model, not a curated record. The coding region runs from base 1 to 1308 and encodes 435 amino acids. NCBI's taxonomy places the organism in Eukaryota, Fungi, Basidiomycota, Agaricomycetes, Polyporales, Adustoporiaceae.
AUGUCGCAGACAAUCUCCGCCAUUCUCGACUCGCAAACCUCCCUCGUUCAGGCUGCGGCAGAAGCGCUACCGCACCAGUUCUCUCAGUGUACCCACGCCCUUGGGCAUAUCCGCCAGGCUGUCUACCUCUGCCUUACCUGCGCCGUCCCGCGUGGGAUCUGUGCGGCAUGCUCUAUCGCCUGCCACACUGACCACGAGCAGCUGGAGCUGUUUCCAAAGCGCGCUUUCCGCUGUGACUGUCCCACCGCCGCGCUCGCGCACCUCUGCGCGCUCCACCGCACGCCCGAGCCAGAGAACACGCGCAACGCGUACGGCCAGAACUUCCGCGGCGCAUUCUGCCGCUGCGGCCGCGCGUACGACGCCGCGCGCGAGCGCGAGACGAUGAUCCAGUGUCUCACUUGCGAGGACUGGUUCCACGAGUCAUGUCUUAGCCUCCGCGAGCGCCCUCUCUCUCGCGCGUCCACGCCCGAGGCGGGUGUGCCCGCGCAGGAGGUGGACGAUGCUGCCUCGGAGGCAUCGUCAAAUGACCUCCCGCCUCCGCUCAUUCGUGCCGACAACUACGAUGCGCUCAUAUGCGCCGCGUGCGUACGGUCGAUCCCCGUUGUGCGCCGGUACGCGGGGACGCCGGGGGCGCUCAUGGUCGUGCGCGACGUUCCCGGCGGCCCGUGGAGCGUCAUCGGACGGGAAGCUGAGAGCGGUGCGAACGUGGAAGUCGAGACGGUGGAGGCGCGGAAAGGCUUGGACACCGGCGUUGGGGAGAAGCGGGCGCGCUCGCCCACAAAGGGCGAGAGUGACGCGCCGAAUGCGAAGCGAGCGCGUGUCUCGCCUGAGGCGUCGUCCUCUCCGGCGUGCCUCGCCCCGCCAGUGAAUUCUCUCGCGCAACAGAUUUUUGAUAAGUCAUUGAGCAAAAUGGAUGGUGCGGCUACGAGCUCGGGCGAGGAGGACGUGUGUGGUGAGGGCGACGUUUUUCUGACUGAGGGAUUUCGGGACCGUUGGUGUCAAUGCUCCUCGUGCUUGUUAUCAUUCGAAACAUACCCAUGCCUGCUCGAGGAAGAAGAGACAUACGAGCCCCCAGAGGAUCCAGACUCCGGUCUCUCCCUAGAGGAACUCGGCAUGCGCGCUUUGCUGCGGCUGCCCCGCGAGCGCGCUCUAGAUGGCAUCAGGGCGUUCAACCAGAUGCGAGACGAGCUCAUGAGUCACCUGCGUCCAUUCGCCCAGGAGGGCAAGGAGGUCACGGAAUCGGACAUACGCGCGUUCUUCGAGGAACGCAUGGCGGCAGCACGAGGAGGCGUGGGCGAGAGUUCUUGA